Cicer arietinum (chickpea) is the source of this 838-nucleotide messenger RNA. It is a transcript of the gene PPI, whose product is annotated as cyclophilin-type peptidyl-prolyl cis-trans isomerase. Gene Ontology annotation, biological process: protein folding; protein peptidyl-prolyl isomerization. Lineage: Eukaryota; Viridiplantae; Streptophyta; Magnoliopsida; Fabales; Fabaceae. Gene Ontology annotation, molecular function: cyclosporin A binding; peptidyl-prolyl cis-trans isomerase activity. Gene Ontology annotation, cellular component: plasma membrane; cytoplasm; cytosol. The record is from RefSeq and is marked validated.
CCAACCCAAACCCUAAUCCCUCUUCCAAUUGUACAAUUAGAUUCAAUCAUUUCUAUUAACUGUAGCCAUGCCAAACCCUAGAGUUUUCUUCGAUAUGACCGUCGGUGGCACAGCCGCUGGACGUAUCGUCUUCGAGCUCUUCGCCGAUGUCACUCCAAGAACCGCCGAGAAUUUCCGCGCUCUCUGCACCGGUGAGAAAGGUGUCGGACGUAGCGGCAAGCCACUUCACUUCAAGGGAUCCUCCUUCCAUCGUGUGAUCCCCAACUUCAUGUGUCAGGGAGGUGACUUCACCGCCGGGAACGGCACCGGAGGAGAAUCGAUCUACGGAUCCAAAUUCGCCGAUGAGAACUUCAUCAAGAAGCAUACCGGUCCUGGUAUCUUAUCUAUGGCUAACGCUGGUCCAGGAACCAACGGAUCUCAGUUUUUCGUCUGCACUGCAAAGACCGAAUGGCUCGACGGUAAACACGUUGUGUUUGGUCAGGUUGUUGAAGGACUUGAUGUUGUGAAGGAGAUCGAGAAGGUUGGAUCAAGCAGCGGGAAGACCUCUAAGCCUGUGAAGAUCGCUGACUGUGGUCAACUCUCUUAGAUGAUGUUGACUCUUUUGGUGGCUCUGAAUUUAAAUUUGUUCUAAAACCCAAGUGUUUUCCAAUUCGGUGUCGUUUUUAGUCUUUUUAUCGUUUUCUGCUUUAGGGAUUGUGGUGGUGCUAUUUGUUAUAUCUGGAUCCAAUGAACCCCCUUCCUUUUAUUGCUAUCAUUAUGCAUUUGAUAGUGUGAGUGGAGUCUUGUUGUGGUAAACAUAAAAAUGAUGAGCUACCUUAAUAAAUUAGGAUUAUUACUC